Messenger RNA from Prorocentrum cordatum, 1670 nucleotides. NCBI's taxonomy places the organism in Eukaryota, Dinophyceae, Prorocentrales, Prorocentraceae. The record is from the annotation of a GenBank genome assembly.
GCGCGUCCAGCACGAGAUCUUGGGGGCGCGGGCCGCUGGCGACCGCGAGCUGGCGGAGGACGACCUGCGGUGGCAGCUCGCGAACAUGCCCCGCGCGACCCCCGCUUCGACGCCGGCCGCGAGCCCCGGCCCCGGCGGCCUCGCGACAGGAGGCCAGGGCGCGCCCGCAGGUGGCCUGCGCGCGGCGGGGCCGGCCGCCGGCGGGCCGCCCGCGGCGAGCGCCUGGGAGCGCGACGACGAGCUGGAGAGCGUCCUGCCCGAGGACCUCGAGCUCGACCAACGAGAGGAUGUUCAGGCUCGCGGACGGCAAAGAGGUGAUGGUGGACCUGUCGCGCGUCCGCCUGGACGACUUCCAGCGCGUCUUCACCUCCGAGGACAAUGCCGCCUUCGAGGAGAUCGUCGCGAGAGACCUGAAGCGAAAGCGGGAGAAGUACUGGUGGAUCGAGGACGCCGAAAAGCGGCACAACACAGAGGUCAAGGCGCAGAAGUUCGCGAUCGCAAACGGCGACACGCUGCCGAAGGGUGUCGUCACGUUCGCCGAGCACAAGGGCCGGAACGCCCUGUCAUUCACGCCGCACGGGGUGCCGCAGCCUUCGCUCGAGAAGCCCAAGAUCCUGUUCAGGAACACCCGCUUCACCACCGACCAGCAGACGGACCUCGACGCUGGGUUCGCGGCGCAGGUGGCCUCGCGCCGCGCGCGCAUGGACGGGGAGAAGCUCGAGAACGCGCUGGCGGCCGCGGCCACGGACGGCAAGUUCGAUCUGUCGCAGCUGCAGGCGCAGACCGCGCGGGCGCCCGGCGGCCGCCUGGAGCUGCUGUCCAAGAAGUCCUACGGCCUGCUGCAGACGCCCGCGCUGCUGCCCGGGGUGGACGGGCUCUCGCCGCUGAUGACGUACGGCAAGGUCGCCUCCACCCCGAGGCUGCUGGACGAGGAGGACCGCGGGCCCCGGUUCAACAUGGCCGACAAGGACGAGCGGGAGCUGGCAGCGGAGCGCCUGCAGCGGGACGCCGCGGAGCGCCAGCGGCAGAAGAAGGCGGGGUCCCGCACGGGGCGGAUCAGGGCCCUCGGCGCCACGCCCGGGGAGGCGCCCGGGCGCCCAGCGACCGCGAGGUCGACGCCUGGCGAGGCGAGGUCCGCGCGGCGCACGCCGGGGAGCGUGGUGUCCUCGCGGGUCUCGGCCCUGAGCCCCAUAGGCCAGAUCAUCCACCGCGCCCACCAGCUGGCCCAGCGCGGCGGGCAGCUGCGCAUCGGCGGUGCUUCGGCCUCGCCCGCGGGGGCGGCCUUCAGCCCCGCGCCCUCGCGGCCGGCGGCCACUGCGCGGCGGGUCGCCUCGGAGAGCCCCCCGAGUUCCCACCGCGGCUGCCUCUGUCACAGCCGCCACCAGCGAAGCGGGCGCGCCAAGGACUCUGAGGCGCUAGCCCAGCGCCCGCCCCGCGCUCGGCGUUGCCGGCCGGUAUCACCGACGGCCUGUUGUGAUCGAUGCCCCGGCGCGGCGCCUGUCGGCGCUCGGGGAAUCUUCUCUUGUCGCCGCCGCCGUCGUCAACGUUGCCGCCGUCGCCAGGGCGUCUCCCCACGUUCUCCGCCUGCACCACCUCCCCCUCCCGCUCGCCCGAGCUGCAGGCGAGGCCAGUACAGUGGCGCUCCCAGAUCGCGCGCCGUCGCGGGACAA